Messenger RNA from Paramecium primaurelia, 520 nucleotides. The record is from the annotation of a GenBank genome assembly. Lineage: Eukaryota; Ciliophora; Oligohymenophorea; Peniculida; Parameciidae.
AUGAAUCUAUUUCCUUUAAGAAAUCUUUUUUCAAAUCCUAGUUCACCUCAAACUUUUGAACCAAAACUAUGUAAAAAGUUAUUUUUUAAUCCUCCAUAUACACCUGAGUUUGGUAAUUAAAUUAGAUAACCAAUAAAAUUAUAAGUAAGAGAGGGGAUUGGAAAUGAAUAAAAAAAAUAAUUAGCUUUGAAAAUUUAUCAAUAAUAAAAAUAAAAGAAUUAAUACGAUUAAAUUAAUUCACCUCAUACUCCUAAAAAAAUGAGAUUAAAUUAUCUUAAUCACCAGGAGAGAAAAUAAGCCAAAUCAAAUUAAUAAGAAAAAAGUAAUUAGAAAUUUGAAUAAGUAAUUUCAUGGGGAAUUAGGGGUUCCAAAAAGUAGAUAUUAAGAAUAAUAUAUAUAAGUGAAUUUUUUGGGUAGUGGUUAUCUUGGAUAAGUUUAUAUAUGUAAAAAUAGAUUUACAAAUUAAAUUUGUGCAAUAAAGUGUACAAAAAUAAAAAACAAUAAAUUAAAUAUUGAUUUA